Cucurbita moschata (crookneck pumpkin) is the source of this 1718-nucleotide messenger RNA. Its product is annotated as cytochrome P450 86A1-like. The record is from RefSeq and is a predicted model, not a curated record. Lineage: Eukaryota; Viridiplantae; Streptophyta; Magnoliopsida; Cucurbitales; Cucurbitaceae. Bases 77 to 1615 code for a protein of 512 amino acids. The transcript has a single exon. Gene Ontology annotation, molecular function: monooxygenase activity; oxidoreductase activity, acting on paired donors, with incorporation or reduction of molecular oxygen; heme binding.
UCCCCAAUUUUUUUUUCACUUUAUAAAUCCACUAUUUUUCCCUCUUCCCUCACUAAUUCCUUGCUCCUUCGCAUCAAUGGCCAACGACGUCGUUUUCCCCUUCCCCACUUUUUUUCUCUCUCUCUUUCUCACCUAUUUGAUUUGGUUUUAUUUCCUCGCCCGUAAGCUCACCGGUCCAAGAGUAUGGCCGGUCAUCGGCAGUCUACCGGCUCUUUUCUCGAACCGGCAGAGACUCCAUGACUGGAUGGCCGGGAACCUCCGCGACACAGGCGCCGCUGCCACGUACCAAACCUGCACAGUGGCGGUUCCAUUCAUUGCUAAAAAGCAAGGAUUUUACACUGUCACGUGCCACCCGAGAAACAUCGAGCACGUGCUGCGAACCCGGUUCGAAAAUUACCCUAAAGGACCGGACUGGCAAGCGGCUUUUCACGAUUUACUGGGACAGGGGAUUUUCAACAGCGACGGCGAAAUUUGGCUGAUUCAGCGGAAAACGGCGGCGCUGGAGUUCACGACGAGGACGCUCCGGCAGGCGAUGGAUCGGUGGGUUAAUCGGACGAUAAGGACGCGACUGUGGUGCAUUUUGGACAAGGCGGCGGAGUAUAAGACGGCGGUGGAUUUGCAGGAUUUGUUGCUCCGGUUGACUUUUGAUAAUAUUUGUGGGCUGACUUUUGGGAAAGAUCCUGAAACUCUGUCGCCGGAAUUGCCUACAAACUCCUUCGCUUUGGCCUUUGACACCGCCACUGAGGCCACUCUCCAGCGCCUUCUUUACCCUGGUCUUAUAUGGAGGUUCGAGAAGCUUCUGGGGAUUGGAAUGGAAAGAAGGUUGAAGAAGUGUCUGAAAGUGGUAGAAGAAUACAUAAACGACGCCGUUGCAGCCCGUAAAGAAUCUCCCUCAGACGACUUAUUAUCACGCUUCAUGAAGAAGCGCGACGACGACCGCUUCUCCGCCACCGUGCUCCACCGCAUCGCAUUAAACUUCGUCCUCGCCGGUCGGGACACCUCCUCCGUCGCUCUCACCUGGUUCUUUUGGCUCGUAAUGAACCACCCACACGUAGAGGAAAAAAUCCUCACCGAAAUCUCAACGGUCCUCCGUCAAACACGUGGCGACGAUAUGCGCCGUUGGAUCGAAGAGCCGUUGGUGUUCGACGAGGCCGACAAAUUGGUGUACUUAAAAGCCGCAUUGGCUGAAACGCUUCGUCUAUACCCGUCCGUACCACAGGAUUUCAAAUAUGUCGUGGCUGAUGACGUGUUGCCAGAUGGCACUUUUGUGCCGGCCGGUUCGACUGUGACGUAUUCGAUUUAUUCGGUCGGGAGAAUGAACAGCAUUUGGGGGGAGGAUUGUGAGGAAUUUAAACCGGACCGGUGGUUAUCGCCGGCUGGAGACCGGUUCGAGGGGCAGAAGGAUGUGUAUAAGUUUGUGGCGUUUAAUGCUGGACCGAGGACUUGUUUGGGGAAGGAUUUGGCUUAUUUGCAGAUGAAGUCCGUCGCCUCUGCCGUACUUCUCCGGUACCGGCUGGCGCCAGUUCCCGGUCACCGGGUGGAACAAAAGAUGUCUCUCACUCUUUUUAUGAAGAAUGGGCUUCGUGUUUAUUUGCAUCCCCGCCGGCUCGGCUAGGAGAGGGGUGUUUUCGUCAUUUCGAUAUUUGAAUUUGUCUGUUUUUCUGAAUUAUAUUUGCUUUUGACAGUGCACGGUAAAAAAAAAUCGGUUCAGUUCUUUU